UAUAUUUUUAGAGGUAUGACCAUCGACCAGUAAACUGCUAAGUAGGUACGUUGCGACUUGCGAUUUGCGGCUAGUAAGUGUGUACCGAUAUUAACGUUUAUAGUGUAGCCUGCCGGCCGCUUAGAUAAACGCUGACUGCCACUGUUGUUGGGUUGGUCUGAAGCCAACAAAAUCUUUACUUAUUUUAUUUUUGGACAUAUCUUGCCAAGUUUUUGUUUUUGUCGGCGCUCACAAUACUGUAACGAUGGGAGGCAAACAUUCAAAGAUGGACCCUAUGGAAGUUGAGGUGCCCGAACUGAAAAAUCAGCUGGACCGCGAUCCAUACUUGAAGCCGUAUGAGCGCGAAUUCAGACGGAGAUAUGGUUGUUUCCUCGAUUACUUGGAAAGAGUAAAAUCAGAUUGUGGUUUAGAAACAUUUACUACAAGUUACAAAUCAUUUGGUAUUCACUUCAAAGAUGAUGGAUCAGUGUAUUGCUUGGAAUGGGCUCCUGGAGCAAAACAAUUGUAUCUUGCUGGUGAUUUUAAUGAUUGGAAUAGGGAAAACACACCUUACACAAAACUUGAAUAUGGAAAAUGGGAAUUAACAAUACCACCAAAAAGUGAUGGGUCGCCGUCUAUUAAUCAUUUGUCUGAAAUAAAAAUUGUUGUUGAAACUCAUCACGGGGAAAAACAUGAUCGUAUAUCACCUUGGGCUACGUACGUAGUUCAACCACCAAAAGAGCAAGGAGUGACUUUUAAGCAUAGAGUUUGGAAUCCAUCUGAUCACGUAUACAAAUUUAAACAUGCUAAAGUACCCAAGCCAGCAAGUUUAAGAAUAUAUGAAUGCCAUGUUGGUAUUGCUACAUCUGAGUAUAAAGUGGGAACAUACCAAGAAUUUAAAGAUAAAAUGCUCGAUAGAAUUGUUGAUUUGGGAUACAAUACAAUUCAAAUAAUGGCGAUAAAGGAACAUGCUUAUUAUGCAUCAUUUGGCUAUCAAGUAACCAGUUUUUUUGCAGCAUCUAGUCGUUUUGGAACACCAGCAGACCUUAAAGAGUUAGUAGAUGUUGCACAUAGUAAAGGUUUAUAUGUGAUGUUAGAUGUAGUACACUCUCAUGCAUCCAAAAACGUUUUGGAUGGUUUGAAUCAGUUUGAUGGUACAAACGCAGGAUAUUUCCAUGAUGGACCUAAAGGAAAUCAUCCGCUUUGGGAUAGUAGACUAUUUAAUUAUUCUGAGUAUGAAGUUUUAAGAUUUUUGUUAUCCAAUUUACGCUGGUACGUUGAGGAAUAUCAUUUUGACGGCUUCAGAUUUGAUGGUGUAACUUCUAUGUUGUAUCAUUCUCGAGGAGUACAGGGGUUCAGCGGACAUUACGAUGAUUAUUUCGGACUCAAUGUCGAUACUGAUGCACUAGUUUACCUAAUGUUAGCAAAUGAUAUUCUCCACACCUUUUAUCCAGAAUGUGUUACUGUAGCAGAAGAUGUCUCCGGAAUGCCAUCUACUUGUCGUCCUGUUAGAGAAGGAGGACUGGGAUUUGAUUAUCGCUUAGGAAUGGCUAUACCUGAUAUGUGGAUCAAGUUACUAAAAGAAUUUAAGGAUGAUGAUUGGAACAUGGGAGAUAUAGUUCACACACUUGCUAAUAGAAGAUGGAUGGAGAAAACUGUUGCAUAUGCUGAAUCCCAUGACCAGGCUCUUGUUGGUGAUAAAUCAGUGGCAUUUUGGUUAAUGGACAAAGAAAUGUAUACUCAUAUGUCUAUUACUAGUGAUCCGUCAUUAAUUAUUGAUAGAGGAAUUGCACUUCACAAAAUGAUUCGAUUAAUCACUCACAGUCUGGGUGGUGAAGCUUAUUUGAAUUUCAUUGGCAAUGAAUUUGGUCAUCCCGAGUGGUUAGAUUUUCCUCGGGAGGGUAAUCAAAGUUCGUAUCAUUAUGCACGACGACAAUGGAAUCUAGUUGAUAAUGAACUUCUAAAAUAUAAAUUUUUGAAUAAUUUUGAUAGAAGCAUGAAUAAACUAGAAAGCAAAUAUGGAUGGUUGAGUGCUAAUCCAGGUUAUGUAAGCUUGAAACACGAAGAUGAUAAAGUAAUAGCUUUCGAAAGAAAUAACCUCUUGUUUGUGUUCAAUUUUCACCCUACUAAAAGUUUCACGGAUUACAAAAUAGGUGUUGAUUUACAAGGUUCUUUAAGAAUUGUUUUGAACAGUGAUGACUCAGAAUUUGGUGGACAUUGUCGUAUUGAUAACAAUAUUAAAUAUUCAACACACUCUGGUCAAUGGAGUGAACGCCAAAAUCAUAUUUAUUUGUAUUUGCCUUCUAGGACUGCAGUGGUCUUUGCAUCCGACUAAACUCAAUGUUCAACUUGUGAAUCAUGAUUUUCACAUUUACUUUCCAAACACAAUGAGAAAUUAAUUUAAUAUUAUUGUUAAUUUUUUAAAUUAUUAUUGAGUGAACACUUGCAUUUUUUUUUAAAUUAUAAAUAAUAAUAUUUUAUAUUUGUUUACUACUUUUAUUAUUAUUACACAUAUGUAUACGUUUUGUAUCAACAUCUUAAAUAUUUAUUUUUUUAAGUCUGAAU
This is a messenger RNA of Adelges cooleyi (spruce gall adelgid), 2544 nucleotides long. It is a transcript of the gene AGBE, whose product is annotated as 1,4-alpha-glucan-branching enzyme. The transcript is spliced from 14 exons. Gene Ontology annotation, cellular component: cytoplasm. NCBI's taxonomy places the organism in Eukaryota, Metazoa, Arthropoda, Insecta, Hemiptera, Adelgidae. The coding region runs from base 245 to 2314 and encodes 689 amino acids. Gene Ontology annotation, molecular function: cation binding; 1,4-alpha-glucan branching enzyme activity; hydrolase activity, hydrolyzing O-glycosyl compounds. Gene Ontology annotation, biological process: glycogen biosynthetic process. The record is from RefSeq and is a predicted model, not a curated record.